AUGACGCCAAUCUUCGUACUUCAUUCCAGUUUUCUAGUCUCUAUUUAUAGAUUUCCCUUAAACGGAAAUGACAUUAAGGUGUUGUUUCCUUAAGGUAUAAAUUCGAAAUGCUUAUAAGUUUCGAGAAGGCGAAGAGUUUUGCAUUAUUCUUUUGCAAAUUUACUACUCUAAGAUAAGACAUAAUGGACGUUGAAAUAAAGGAAUCAGAAUUCCACGCACGAGGACGGAUUAUCAGGAAUUAUAUGAAAGAACGCAACAACUGUGUGGUGCUGAAAAUCGAUACUCACAUGGGAAAAGUCGAGGAUAUGUCACCAUUUGGGUUUCAUUUCGAAUUCGACGAGAAAAAGUACAAAGAACGCAAAAAACAAAUUCGGAGGGAAAAAAUCACUUGGUUCUUCGCCUGGCUUGCAUAUUAUCACCACAAGUUUGGAAUUAGACAUAUCACACUUAUAUCAAUACUCGCUGCCUAUAUUUGCCUCGGAGGAUUUUUGUUUCAGAAAUUGGAAUCACCGCGGGAAAUUGAGGAAUUACAAGAGACAUUAAAGUCGAUGAAUGAAAUAAUUAAAAACGAGACUAUGGAUAUAAUAAAAAUCACACUAACGACUAAUGGAGAGGACAGAAAUCAAAAAUUGGGGGAUUUACUGAGAGCCUACCACCGAAUCCUCCUGGAAACCGAAGGAAAAUUCCACGGCAGCGCCUGGCACAAAUCGGAAAACCUCGACAUGAACCUAAUGUGGUAUUUCUCAUCUGCCACUUUCUACUCAAUGACCUUAUUCUCCACAAUUGGUUACGGUACUAUCACCUGUCAAACCUUUUGGGGAAAAACUGUCUCAAUGGUGUAUGCAUCAAUUGGUCUUCCUAUCAUGCUCCUUGUGCUCGGAGACAUUGGAGUCUGGUUUCAGAAAGUUAUGACCAAUGCGUACAUUUUUGUGAUGUUAAAGUAUAAAUCCCUCCGAAAACAAUCGAUUGAAAUAAAACGGAAGGAAACGUUAUUACCAAUGUGGUUAGCAAUGCUUGUUGUGUUCACUUAUAUUAUAAUAUGUACUCUUACAAUUCUACUGUUUGACGAUAAUGAAGGUGAUGAACCAGGCAUCAACUUCUUCGACGCAUUCUACUUCACAUUCAUCAGUCUAACAACUAUUGGUCUAGGUGACGUCAUGCCGUAUAAUAUUCAAUAUUCCCCAUUCCUGCCUCUUGCCUUUCUACUGGGCCUUGCCCUCAUCUCCAUUGUGAACACUUCAAUCUACUCUACGCUUUACCAGAGCUUCUAUAAUUUGAUAUAUAGUCUCGAGGAUCAGCUCGAUCGGAUUCAUAACUCACGGAGAAGAGGUGCAGGAUAUCGAGUUUUUCAGGAUAUGGAGUCAACAUUUCAAAUGCUCGUAUGCACAUUUCCUCCAUCACCGGCACAUUCUCGUAUUCGAUUUGCAUCCUUAAUACGAGACUCGUUCAGGGAAGCCAAGAAGGAAAGUGCGCAACCAAAAGUCCGCACGAGAACCGAAUCAGACAUCCCCGACGGAUUCCAACAAUGGAUGGCGAAACGAUCACGACGAUUACAUUCUGCAGACGAUGAAAUGAAGGAAAAACGACGAGCUCCAACUUUAGGAGCACUCGGAGGUUUUGAUAUGAGCUUGUUCAAGCCACGAAACCGAUCAACCACUUCACCAUUCUGUCAUACUGACGAAGAAGUCGAUACUGAUGAAAGCGUGUGAUUUUUUAAAUUUUUAAAUUAAAAUUUUGGUAACUUUAUUCAAAUAAUGUAUUUGUGUAAUGUCUCAUAACAAUAAAUUCAAAUUUUCGU
This is a messenger RNA of Caenorhabditis elegans, 1798 nucleotides long. It is a transcript of the gene twk-45, whose product is annotated as Potassium channel domain-containing protein. Gene Ontology annotation, molecular function: potassium channel activity. The coding region runs from base 183 to 1709 and encodes 508 amino acids. Gene Ontology annotation, biological process: potassium ion transmembrane transport. Lineage: Eukaryota; Metazoa; Nematoda; Chromadorea; Rhabditida; Rhabditidae. The record is from RefSeq and is marked reviewed. Gene Ontology annotation, cellular component: membrane. The transcript has 13 exons.